This is a messenger RNA of Peronospora farinosa, 573 nucleotides long. Lineage: Eukaryota; Oomycota; Peronosporomycetes; Peronosporales; Peronosporaceae. The record is from the annotation of a GenBank genome assembly.
AUGUACGAAUACGAAAUGCUCAGUUUCUUGGCAGGCCAGUACAAGCCAGUAGAUCUGACCAGGGCUCUCGUUGCGGGAACAAAGGUUUCUAAAGAGGCACAACUAGCUACAAGAGUGCUUAAAUGUCAGGUGAGAGAGUGGGUUCGCAACGAAUCAUCUGAGAAGGAGGUUUUCGAGCUUUUGCAGAUCCACCAGGGAGAGGGCGACCCAUUUCAAAGACCGCUAUUUUUCGUUUGGGUCAAUUUCGUCAAACUAAAAUACGAAAAAUCCCUAGAAGAGGCCGAGAUGAAGAUGUUCAUCUUCUUGGAAGAUUAUUGCAAAGGCGAUGAUCUGGCAAAGGGAGCAAAGAUCGAGAGGAUGAAAGCCGUUGCUGAAACACUGCAAAAAGCUCUGAAUGAAGGAUCGCCAAAAGUGCUGAAACGACAUGAUAAUGACGUAAGUGAGCCCCCAUUGCAGAAACGGCAGAAAAUCGAUUUGGAGCUCCCGACGUUGAAACGGCAGCAUUCUUUCGACUUGAAUGACCCUCUGCCGGAAACGGAAAGCAACUUGGACCUGCCCCCGAGAGAAGACUAA